AUGAGUUCUACUAUGAGUUCUGAUGACUGGGAAAACUUCUCAAACAAUCUAGCCACAGACUUGGCUCCCUUGAUCACUCUGUUUGGCGAGCAGAUCACCAAGCAAUUUCUUUCCGAGUCGAUCAGCCUCCUCGACAACAUCAUCUUCGCACUCUCCCCACUUGGAGUCUUGACUGCUGUUGUAUCUGUGAUAAGGGUAUGCGGUAGCUCUUCUUUACGAGCAUUCAUUGGCAGAGCACAGGAGGGCCCAGCAGAAGCCGAGAAUGAACUUCUGCCAUGCGUAUCAGAGUCCACGGCUGAACUUUUCAACGAUGGUGGUAUCUCUCGAGUCUUUGGCCGGCCAAAGAUCGUGGAGAUUGUGGCUUGGGAAUCUAAAGAUGAGAAUACUGGUCACAUUUCCGUCAAAAUCGGGACCUUGAGGGAUGCACUGAAUUGUGGCGCUUGGUCUGCGGAGGGAUCAGGUCUUUCGCGCGAUGCUAUAAGUGAUCCUACCAUGCUUCCAGAACUGGAUAUCCCAAAUCUUUCUUUGAAUAAAGGUAUAAAAAGAAGGAACCAAAUCUGGUUCUAUUGUACUGCCGUCAUUGGCGCUGCUUUGCAAGUCGGAGUUAUAAUUUUUGCAGCAAUCACAGUCUUUGUGUUUCCUGAGUCUUUUCAGACAGAUAAAAAAGCCGUACCAAGCUAUGCUUUUCCACUGUAUCUCAUCGGAACAGUUUUCCUGUUCAUGGGAAUGCUUUACUGCGCAAUCAUCAUCGAGCGCUCGUCAAAAGAAUACAAGUUCAAGCCAACUUGUCCAAGCAAGCUGUUAUGGCUUCAAUCAGGUAACCAGGAUGUGGGAGACCAGGUUUUUAAUUCAUUCUUGGCCGUCAAAGAAGGUCCUAAAUCCUGCAUGACAACAAGACUCCAGUAUAUCAAGUCUGUUCGAGUGCCGAAGUACAAUGGAAGAUACUUGGAAAUUUACUCAACUUUAUUUUUCACAAUGGUUGGCUUCAUCUUCCAAUUCAUCGGUGAAAGAGGACUCCAUGCCUCGGUUAUUCUCUCACAGUUAGGAUGUACAUUACUGAUGUCUAUCUUGAGAACAUGCCUACGAACAGAGAGGAUGAAGUCAGAUGAAAACAAGAUCAGAGGCGAGCGAGAGCUUUUGUCCCAAAGGAACCAAGAGCUGGAAUCCUUUGCAUUCUAUCUUGAAAAUGUGACUUCCUUUACACUGGUCUCGCCUAUGCAAUCGACUCAAAGCAGCUACAUCCCUGUGCCUAGAGAUGGAUCAAAAGCGAAAGCAUUGAUCGAAACAAGAGUCCGGCUGGCCGAAAUUACCUCUAAUACUAAGAACAGCCCAAGCAUGCCCUGGGACCACAUUCCAAUCCGCCGUGUCGCUCAAAACCUCGCCAGUGCGCUCCAAGAAACAAUAGAACUGGUAUCAAGUUGGGGAGCCAACUUUGGAGAAGCCUUCACGUUCCACUUGCAAGUAGAUUGUGACUGGGAGACCGAAAACAGACCCUGUCAUUCCCGAGAAAAAUAUCCAAUAGAAAUCUCUCGGGGUAGUGAUACGCUACAAUGGAAGAUGAAUGUUAACCAGUUAGAAGCCGUCCUUGGUUUGUGGAUCUGGUCGCUAUGCAAGUCAAGCCAGGAAUGGCAUCGCUCAAAGCUCAACAGACUUGUUGGGCUGACUCAUGAGGAAGCAAGCAAGGAAGAAACAGAUGCUUAUUUCUACAAGUGGAUUUUCCGUCAAACCGAGGCCAAAAUGGCUGCAUCGAGCAGCCUCAAUUCACCAUCUCAGCUUUUUGGUCCUGAUUCGGACAAAUUACCCUGUGACCUUCUCAUGGUCCAGACAGACAACAGUCUGGAAGUCAUGGCGGCCCAAGACCUCUACAGUCAUUUCCUCGGGGAUAUUCUGAAUCGACUGAAAGGGCUCAAUGACGAGGUACGGGUUGUCAUAGGGGCACAAAACUCAUUCAUGACCCAGAGCGAUAGAAUCGAUGAUCUUGUGCGUUUGUUUGAGACAAACAAACUAGGGUCUCGAGAAGAUGCCCUGCUUUGCAUCGUUCCAAAUAUGAAACUUAACGGCCACCUUCCUGAGUUAGCAGCAAACUCUACCAACGUUAAGAAGUGCAUUGAUGACCACAUCAAGAAGAAUGAGUGGAAAGAAGCUCUUCUUCUCGCACGUUGGAUUAGUGAGCGCUCGGUGGGGUCGGAAUUUGAACACUCUGUGUAUGAGCUGGGCAAUAUAUGCCGACGGGCUAUGUUAGAAGGCAAUCGCAGUGCCCAGGAAGUAGCUCUUGAACAGUGCAAAGAUCUUCUCUCAUCAGACGUCAGAGCAAAGUUCUUUGCCUCCCCAAGACGUCAGCGUCCCAGUGGCUGGAUGCAGUCUGAUGAAUCCGAGAAAUGGUGGCGCAAUUUCUCGAUGCAGCUAGGCUGGGUGCUAUGGGGAAUUUCCCAGAAUGCACCACAAGCACGGUGGUUAGAAUCAUCCCUUGAGGCUCUUAGUGUGCCCAGGAAAUUGGAGUCUACAAAAGACACUGAACAAGACACUGAAAUUUGCGAACACAUUCUACAGAGAUGGUUAACCUAUACCGAGGAUGAUAUUAAGUUUGACCAUGAGCCUCUAGGCGAUGAAGACCAGCAUAUUUACAAAUGGGCUUUGGAAAGCGAGAGAUAUGCGAUACUGUACUUCUUUUUAACCAAGUGGGCACAAUUAAGUUCCGGAGCAUCAACAGCCGCUCAGCUUGGCUAUUUGAUUGCCUCUGAAAAUCGUUCCGAAUGGGUCAUGAAGGUAUUGAUACGCUAUCACGUGGACAUCGACGCGAGGGACUUUUAUGGCCUUUCGGCGCUCCUGAACCGAGCCAGGGCCAAUGAUACAGAAGGAGUUCGACUUCUUCUCGCAAAUGGUGCCGCUAUCAACGGUUUUAAUCAGUCUGCAAGGCCGAUUGAUGUAGCAGCCUAUGAAGGGCACAAUGAUAUGAUUGAGCUUCUACUUGACAAAGGGGCAGAGAUCGAGAACUCAAUACCAGGUACCAGUUCAGCAUUGGACUGGGCUUGUGAUAAUGGGCAGAUCCAUACUGUACAGUGGCUUCUAGAUCAUGGAGCAUAUGUGAACUCACUUGGAAUAGGUGGACGGGCACCACUUCACUCUGCUGUGCAAAGCCAAAGUCUGGAAUUGGUCAAAGUACUUAUAAAAGCAGGGGCCAAGCUCAAUUUAAUAGAUAAUAGCAGCAAUACUCCAUUGUCCUUGGCAGCGGCAUUGACUGAUAUGGAGAUCCUACGGUUUUUGGUUGCUUCAGGUGCUGACCUAGAGCUAGCAACUCACUUCGAGAGGAACGAGUUGGAGAUGGCUCGGCAAUGGGGAAGGUUAGAUGCAGCUGCCAUAAUGGAAGAAGAGCUGCAACGCAGACAAGAUGAACCAGCCUUACCGGCUCUUCAUGAAGAUUAG
Penicillium taxi is the source of this 3423-nucleotide messenger RNA. RefSeq names its product ankyrin repeat domain-containing protein. The coding region runs from base 1 to 3423 and encodes 1140 amino acids. NCBI's taxonomy places the organism in Eukaryota, Fungi, Ascomycota, Eurotiomycetes, Eurotiales, Aspergillaceae. Gene Ontology annotation, cellular component: nucleus. The record is from RefSeq and is a predicted model, not a curated record. The transcript is spliced from 3 exons. Gene Ontology annotation, molecular function: transcription cis-regulatory region binding; protein binding. Gene Ontology annotation, biological process: positive regulation of transcription by RNA polymerase II.